Fundulus heteroclitus (mummichog) is the source of this 849-nucleotide messenger RNA. RefSeq names its product zinc finger, HIT-type containing 1 (gene znhit1). Lineage: Eukaryota; Metazoa; Chordata; Actinopteri; Cyprinodontiformes; Fundulidae. Gene Ontology annotation, cellular component: Swr1 complex. The coding region runs from base 116 to 586 and encodes 156 amino acids. Gene Ontology annotation, molecular function: nucleosome binding. The record is from RefSeq and is a predicted model, not a curated record. Gene Ontology annotation, biological process: chromatin remodeling. The transcript has 7 exons.
CGGCCACCAGGGGGCGACACAGACGCCACAAACAUGCAGAAUAAGACUGAUUUCCAGAGUCUGAGCUGCUUCGCGCUUUGUGAAGUUUGACCUCCGCGGCUGCCGUCUAAACAAGAUGGUGCUGGAGAAGAAGAGCUCCGCCCGGGUGGAGGCGGGUCAGCGGAGGGUUCUGGAUGAAGCGACCCGGCAGAGGAGGCUGACCCGGCAGCUGGAGGCUCUGGAGAAGGACAACUUCCAGGACGACCCCCUGUCCUCGCUGCCUCCCCCGGGUCCAACGGCCCGUCUCCCAGCCUUCAGUGAGACAGAGGAACCAGAGAAGAAGAGGAGGAAGACGAGGGGCGACCACUUCAAGCAGCGCUUCAGGAAGAACUUCACCACGCUGCUGGAGGAGGAGAACCUGUCGGAGCGGCCGGAACCAAACUACCUGUCGGCGGCGGCCCCGCCCUCCUCGCUGCCGGCGCGUCACUUCUGCUGCGUCUGCGGUUUCCCCUCCCACUACACCUGCACCACCUGCGGGGGGCGCUACUGCAGCAGCAGGUGUCUGACCACCCACAGAGAGACCAGGUGCUUGAAGUGGACCCUCUGAGGACGUCCUGUCCAGAACUCUUUGGACCCAGCGGUCGGUCAGAACCCCCACUUGGACCGGUGCUGAAGAUCGGACCUCCUGUUUGGACUGUUCUGGCGUCAUGUUGGACUUUUCUGGUUCUGAUCAACAAAAGGACAUGUCUGUGUGUGCGGCGCCGAGCUGGAUGGACUCAGAAUCCAGCUCUGGUUCCGUCUGCUCCAGAACCAAAUGGAUCCUGCUGUGGUUCUGAUGUGGUUCUGAAUAAAUGUGGUUCAAACAUCCCA